This is a messenger RNA of Phialemonium atrogriseum, 2569 nucleotides long. Its product is annotated as dipeptidyl peptidase 4. Gene Ontology annotation, cellular component: plasma membrane. Gene Ontology annotation, molecular function: serine-type peptidase activity; dipeptidyl-peptidase activity. The record is from RefSeq and is a predicted model, not a curated record. The coding region runs from base 72 to 2408 and encodes 778 amino acids. Lineage: Eukaryota; Fungi; Ascomycota; Sordariomycetes; Cephalothecales; Cephalothecaceae. Gene Ontology annotation, biological process: proteolysis. The transcript has a single exon.
CCUGGCUCCUUUGUCACGACACCCCUCCGGCCUCAACUCACCGUCUGCUUCGAUAAGUCGUUUUGGCCGCGAUGAGGUUUCCCAAGAUCCAACCUGCAGCCGUGGUGGCAACCCUGGUCGUCAUCGCAUCCGCCAUUGUCCCUCCACGACAACCACACCAGCCCCAGGGUAAAGGUACGCGCCUCCUGACGUUCAAUGACACCGUCCUGUCACCCCAGUUUAGUGCCUCGUCGCGCUCUGUUACAUGGUUUUCCGGCGGGGAAGAUGGCACCUUCAUCUCGCGGACGGACAAUGGCUCCUUCGUCCUGGAGAACAUUGUCACCGGUGAGAGCAGCACCUUCGUCGCUGCCGACCAGGUGCCUGAAGGUUCCGUCGACUACUGGAUCCGCCCGGACUUGAAGAAAGUCAUGUUCGCGACGAACCAUACCAAGCAGUACCGCCACUCGUACUUCGCCAAUUACCAGAUCCUGGAUGUUGCGUCAGGGGCCCUCUCUCCGCUUGUGGAGGACCAGGCUGGUGACAUCCAGUAUGCCGAGUUUGCACCACGAGGAGGCGCCGUUGCAUUUGUUCGCGGUAAUAACGUUUUCCUACGCUCUUGCGGCAAUGUCACCCAGAUCACGCAUGACGGCAGCGCCGACUUGUUCCACGCCGUGCCGGAUUGGGUGUAUGAAGAAGAAAUAUUCGGCGACCGAAAGACACUGUGGUUCUCGCCUGACGGGCAGUACAUCGCAUUCCUCAGCUUCAAUGAGACCGGUGUCGAGACGUUCACCGUGCCCUACUUCAUGGAUGGCCAAGCGGUCGCACCGUCUUACCCCCGUGAGCUAGAGCUCCGUUACCCCAAGGUCGGCACGACGAACCCACGGGUGUCCUUGUCCCUUCUGAAUGUCCGCUCUUUGGAGACCAGCACGAUCCCUGUUGACGCCUUUGCGGAGGACGAUCUCAUCAUCGGCGAGGUGGCUUGGGUCACUGCCAACCACACCAGUCUCAUUUAUCGGGCAUUUAACCGGGUCCAAGACAAGGAGAAGCUGGUGCGCGUGGACAUCGCCGAGGGCUUUACAUCGACGCUCGUGCGUCAGCGGGAUGGUUCGGACGGGUGGCUGGACAACAACAUCGCCAUUGCCUACGUCGGGGCGAUCAACGGCUCGGAAUGGUACCUGGAUCUAUCGGACGAGUCUGGCUGGAACCAUCUAUACCUCUAUCCAGUGGGUGGCGGUGAUGCCGUUGCCCUCACCAGUGGUCAGUGGGAGGUCGCGGGAUACGUGAAGAUCGACACCAAGAGACAGCUUAUUUACUAUCUGUCCAGGGAGCAUCACAGUACUGAACGUCACUUGUACUCCGUCUCAUACACGACAGCUGAGAAGACCGCGUUGGUGGACGAUACCGUCGCUGGAUACUGGUCGGCCUCUUUCUCGGCUGGCGGAGGCUACUAUAUUCUCAGCUACUCGGGGCCAGAUGUGCCAUACCAGGAAUUGUAUUCGGUAAACUCCACUGAACCCAUCCGAACUAUUACGAGCAACGAGGCUCUCUGGAACAAACUGCAGGAGUACAAGCUCCCGAAGAUCUCCUACUUCGAGCUGGAGCACCCCGAUGGAUUCAGCCUUAACGUGAUGGAGCGUCUUCCCGCCGAUUUCGACCCGGCGAAGAAAUAUCCCGUGCUAUUCACACCUUACGGUGGCCCCGGCGCACAAGAGGUGUCCAAGAGUUAUCAGAGCUUGACCUGGACUGCGUAUAUCACGUCCGACCCCGAGCUCGAAUAUGUAACUUACACCGUCGACAAUCGUGGAACCGGAGGCAAGGGCAGAGCCUUUCGAGCAACGGUUGCCAAACACCUCGGUCGACUGGAACCGCUGGACCAAAUAUGGGCGGCUGAGCAGCUGCUCCAGCGAAACGCGUUCCUGGACUCAGCCCACGUCGGCAUGUUCGGCUGGUCGUAUGGCGGCUUCCUCACGGCGAAGACCUUGGAGGCGAACUCGGGGGUCUUCACGACGGGUCUGAUCGUCGCGCCAGUGAGCGACUGGCGCUUCUACGACAGCAUGUACACGGAGAGGUACAUGAAAACGGAUGCCCUCAACCCGGACGGCUACGCCGAAACGGCGGUGCGAAACGCGACCGGGUUCCGGAAUGCCGCUGGCGGAUUCACCAUCCUGCACGGCACCGGCGACGACAACGUGCACUACCAGAACACGGCGGCGCUGGUGGAUCUCCUGGUCGGGGCCGGUGUGCCGCCACAGAAGCUGAACUGGCUGGCCUUCACGGAUAGCGACCACGGUAUCUCUUAUAACGGUGCCAACCGAUUCUUGUACAAGUACUUGACAGAAGCGCUAUUCAUUGAGAAGAACAGGGAACCGGAGCAGCUUACGCACCAGUGGUCUAAGAAGGGAGCUGUGGGGGUCCGGUCGGAGGCAUAAUUACAACCAUCCGCGGAGAUAUCCUUAGGAAGGAGAGGAAGCCAGUCUUACUACCCCAUAGCGUCGUAGAAUGCGCAACCUGCUCGUAAGCUUAGGCAGAGCAACAUAUGAAGACCGUCUUUGGCUGUUCAAUAUCAUCCGUUAAAAUCUCUCUGCAUAUG